This is a messenger RNA of Momordica charantia (bitter melon), 1463 nucleotides long. Its product is annotated as altered inheritance of mitochondria protein 32. NCBI's taxonomy places the organism in Eukaryota, Viridiplantae, Streptophyta, Magnoliopsida, Cucurbitales, Cucurbitaceae. The record is from RefSeq and is a predicted model, not a curated record.
AGUAUUUUUCCUAUUUUCAUUAUUUCAUUUUUCCCCCCAAAAGGCGCGCAUUUAUUUUCCCGAUCUCAGGCGAGCUUCGCGACCGGAGACACGGCGGCGCCGCCCAGAAAGCUCAGCUAUGCGAUUUUGGCGUCCAAAUCGUUCCCUCUCAUUCGUCGGUAAAAAGCUGCGUGAACCACUCUUACUCUUUCGCUUUCCGAAUCUCUCAUCUUCGCAGCGAAUUUCGUCGCCAAUUUUGUUCAGUUCAUCCGAAUCUCACCAUUUCUCCACACUGUUAACUGCCGAAGACGAGAAGUAUGGCUUCCGUCGGCCGGAGAUGUAUCGGAGCAACCUUGCUGGAACAGUUGCUGCUUACGAGCGCCAUGUGUUCCUCUGUUACCGAAGUCCUGAGGUCUGGCCCUCCCGCGUUGAAGACUCGAACGCUGAUCUGCUACCUAAUCUCCUUUCCGCGACCAUUAAAGCUCGUAAAAAUCGUACUGCUAUCAAGACGAAGCUGACGAUAUGCGAGGCAGGGGAGGGAACUGAGUAUUCAGAUGGAGAUGUAUUGAUUUUUCCGGAAAUGGUCAAAUACAGGGGUUUGAAAGAUAAAGAUGUGGAGAGCUUUGUUGAGGAGGUGCUUUUGAAUGGUAAACUGCGAGCCUCUGGAGUAGAUGAUGUUUUGGCUGGCUCUUAUAUUUUUGUAUGUGCACAUCGUAGUCGAGAUCAGAGAUGUGGCGUCUGUGGAUCAGUUCUCGUUUCAAAACUCAAAGAGGAGAUUGAACUGAGAGGACUGAAGGGUCAGAUUUUUGUUAAUCCAUGUUCACAUAUUGGUGGACACAAGUACGCUGGGAACUUGAUUAUAUAUUGUCCAGAUCCAGAUGGGAGAAUCGUGGGCCACUGGUAUGGCUAUGUUACUCCCGAUGAUGUGCCUGAAUUGCUUGACAAACAUAUUGGAAAAGGAGAGAUUAUAGGAAGGCUUUGGAGGGGUCGAAUGGGGAGGACCUAUGAUGAGGAAGGUAAAAAAGCAGUCGAAGAUAAACUCCCUAGUGCCGAAGUCUGCAAGGGAACGGGAAACAAGCCUUGGGAGAAUGACAACCGGGGAAACAAUUAGAAAAUAAGCUGCAAGGAAAUGGGCAGGGCACACACUCCUGCUGGAUCACAACUUUUGAUCAGAGUGGUAUUCUUGCUUCUCCUGUAGUUGUUGGAGCUCUGCCAACAUUUCUGUGGCCUACAACUCCUAGCAGAGGUCUAGCUAAAAUAGUCUUAGAUUAUGUUUAUAUUUGCUUGUGCUGAGUCUUUUCUUUAGGGGACGGGGGAUUUGAACUUCGAACCUUUUAGGAGGUGGGUAAUAAUUUGACCAAUGAAGCUAUGCUCCUGAUGUUCGGUAAGAAUGCUUAUUGGUAAUUGUAAUAUUUUUCUUUAACGAGGAUUAGGAGAUUAUGAAUUGCCAAAACAUAGCAAAUAAAUGGAAUUCUUUUUUUUCU